AUGCGCCACACCAGAAAUGAUAUUCCUUACUCUUGGUUCUGGUUUGGUAAGCCUAUUUACAAAGGCUACUACCGAGGGGAGCGAAUCCGCCCUGUUUUAGUCAGCGAUACCUUUGCAGAAAAUGCACGAUCUUCGCGUGUUUUACGGGGGGCUUCACCAGCCGAGAAGCCAUCUCACUCUCGUUUUCGUUGCGGGAUGCAUAACGAGAAGACCCGGCCUCCAACCCCCAACAGCAGUGAAGCCACGAGUUCCAGCUCAGGCCGGAAGUGCUGUAGCUGUUGCCCGCUUGCUAAACAAGAGCUGGAGACCUUCUCGCAGGUCAGGGGAUUUCCGUGUGAAUCUGGCUCUGGAGUUUCUACUCCUUCUACCCCAGGCCACUCUCACCUUAGGUCUACUCCAGCAAUGGGACAAUCUCCGGGACAUUGUCAUCAUGAAUUCUCUUCUCAGGGUCAUACAGUGGCAGCUUCUAGCGACCAUUUUCAUGACUGCCACCAUUCAGGCUCGGUGAGGAACUAUCAGCAGGCUGAGUCCGCUAGCAAUAAGACUCCUGAGGUAAAGUGUACCUCCAAGUCAUGCGGGCCUCCUCCUUCGCCUGAGACGAGUCACGGUCACCAUUGCUGUCACUCAGAUAACUGCCACGAUACGCUCUUCACUACGAAUGCUUCAGAAGAUACUCGUUCUGAAUUCUCGGUUGAGCCUACUCCCCAGAACGAUCGAGAUGAAUGUCGAUGUGGCCGUCUAUUUUUGGCGAUUCCCGUUGUUCCUGUUGGAGUGGAGUUUUUAACAGAGUGA
Molecule: messenger RNA, 792 nt
Organism: Penicillium taxi
Lineage: Eukaryota; Fungi; Ascomycota; Eurotiomycetes; Eurotiales; Aspergillaceae
Exons: 1
Coding region: 1-792 (263 amino acids)
Source: RefSeq, a predicted model, not a curated record